GGCAAGGCCCAAGUGGGCAUUCUCAUGAGUUUCUCCUCUGUGGACAUGUUUCCAGAUUGGUCCUCAUUCCCCUAAAGACAAGCCUGAAAAACCUUAAAACGGGUCACAUGAUGGAUGAGUCAGAUGAUGAUUUCAAAGAGCUCUGUGCCAGCUUUUUCCAAAGGGUGAAAAAAAAUGGAGCCAAAGAUGUGUCAGGAGAGAGAAGGAAGCAGAAGGCAGCUGGCAGCACCCAGAAAAGAGGCAAGCUGAAAGAAGCCACACAAGCCGCCACCAGGAGCAAAACCCUUCAAGACAAGAAACCUCGUUCAGGCAGCCAGGCCUCUAGGACUAAAAAGCAAGGGGCACCUAAAUCCCAAGAAGGGGACCCAGCUCUCCCUGUGAAUGGAAAGGGAGCUGUCCUUGCUCCUACCCCACAGCCUGUGUUGCGUGAAAGAGCACAGAGCAUUCAGACAGAGAGUGCUCCCAAUGGCGACUCCCUGCCCCUUCCAUCCUGUUUCACUACGACUGGUGUGCCAAGUCCCUCCAAACCCAGAGCCUCAGAGCUGGUUCUCCAACGGAUGAAACAGUUCAAGAGAGCAGACCCUGAGCGCUUGAGACAUGCUUCAGAAGAGUCCUCCCUAAAGAUCACGUUAGAAGAAAAUGUCCCAAGGAACCCUCAAGAGGAGAUGGUAGUAGAGAACGAGUAUAAGCCCAGGCUCCAUGCUACAGACAGUGAUGCUGCUAUGGCCCUGGCCUUACAGCAGGAGUUCAGAAGGGAGGAAGCAUCUUCCCAUCAUGACAGCUUGGAGGAGAAGGGGUUGUUCUUCUGCCAAAUGUGUCAGAAAAACCUCUCAGCAAUGAAUGUGACGCGGAGGGAGCAACAUGUGAACAGAUGCCUUGAUGAGGCGGAAAAGGCGCUGAGUCCUGCUCCACCUCAGAUCCCUGAUUGCCCAAUAUGUGGCAAACCAUUCCUCACCUCCAAGAGCAGAAUCAGUCACUUGAAGCAGUGUGCAGUGAAGAUGGAAGUAGGCCCCCAGCUCCUGCUCCAGGCUGUGAGGUUACAGACAGCUCAGCCUGAGGUGGGCAGCAGCCCUCCAGUACCCAGCAACCAUGUUGGAGGUUUAAAACGGAAAGGAGCCACCAUCAAGAAGAAACCACAGAAGAGGUGGAAGGCCGACAAGCCUGAGGCUCCGUCUGAAGAUCUGCUGGUGGCCAUGGCUCUGUCUCGCUCCGAGAUGGAUCAGUGUCCAGCUGAGCCCCCACUCAGGCUGGAAAGUGCUUUUUCUGAGAAGAUAAGGCUAGGUGCAGAGAAGAAAGGUCGCAGGAAGAAGCCCCUGGUGUCCCCCCCGCAGUUGUUAACCCAGGACUCUGAGACCACAAGUAGACAGAUUGAGGACCGUGUGGCCCAGCUACUAUCAGAAGAAGUGGAGCUGUCCCACACCCCGCCACUUCCUGCCAGCAAGAUUUUUAAGGAAGAAUUAGAACAUGCAGGCUGGCAUCUGCAGCUGCCUGAAGGAAAGCGGAAUUUUCUGUGGGAAUGCAGCACCCUCACAGGAGCCUGGGCUGAGGAGUCCUUCUAUACAGUGGGCCUGGUUCCUCCAAUUGUGUCCCAACGGCCCAAGGUGAGCCCUGAACAGGAGCUGUCACUGCCCAAGCAGCAAGAGCCAAGUACACAAAGGCCACCUGCUUUCCACAGCAGCCCUCCCAUGAGCCGCAGCCCCAAGAACCAGCUGCUGUCCUCCAGUCAGAGGGAGCAUCAAGCUCUUCAAGAUCUUGUGGACUUGGCAGUGGAGGGGAUGAGCGCCAGCCCAUUGCCCAGCAGUCUGGGAGUACUUGCAGGGUUGGAUUCGGAUCCCAGCAGCCUUCCACUGACUGGGUUUGUCCUGCCAUCUAAGAAGACUCUUCAGAGGAGUGACCAUGCCUCACUCUCCUCGCUUGGUUUGCUGGUGUCUGACUUUGGGACAAUGGUUAAUAAUCCACACCUGAGUGAUGUUCAGUUCCAGAUUGACAGCGGAGAGGUGUUUUAUGCCCACAAGUUUGUUCUCUAUGCCCGAUGUCCACUUCUUAUUCAGCAUGUAAAUGCUGAAGGCUUCUCUGCUGUGGAGGAUGGGGAUCUGACCCAGCGCAUCCUGCUGAGAGAUGUGAGCUCUGAGGCCGCCCAGGCAUUUCUGAACUAUCUCUACAUGGCAGACACUGACGUACCUCCCAGCCUGGCUCCUGAUCUGCGUUCCCUGGCCCUAAGAUUUGGUGUGAGUGACCUUGUUCACCUAUGUGAACAAGUGCCUGUCAUGAUGGACUUGGAGGGAGAGCGACAGGAGGAGAAGGAAAAUGAGAAUUGCGAAAGCAGAGCAGAGAAUUUCCAAGAACUCUUGAGGUCAGUGUGGGUAGAUGAGGAGGAGGAAGCAGAGAUGCUGUUAAAACCUGAGGUCUGUGAGGAAGACAGAGAAAAGGUGAAUGAAGCAGAAAUGGAAGAAAUUUAUGAAUUUGCAGCCACUCAGAGGAAGCUGCUCCAAGGGGGGAGCACAGCAGACACAGAUGAGGAUGCUAACCAGCUCGGGGAGGUCAGUACAGUCUCUGAGCCUUCCCUAGCAGGUGCCCAGAGUAACAGACGUACAGAGCAGAUGGAGUCAUCUGGGCUGGUCGGCUGGGAAAAUGAAAGAGAUUCCAUUCCACCCCAGGGCCAGCGCUCGGACUGGGGAGAGAAAGCAGGCACCCAGGAGGCGCUAAGGGAAGCAGCUAGCCAGCCCAGCUCCUGUAGCCCUUCUGAGAGCCACCAGGUGAGUGAGGGGUGCUCUCCUUUGCAUCCCACCAAGGCCCAUGACUACAAACAGCUCUUUGCAUCAGCUCAAAGAAAAUCAUCUGAACUGUCAAAAAUAGCAAUUGGUCGUGAAGAGCAGAGUGACACUGUCCGUGAGAGGCCUGCAGAGGCAGCCCAUUCCCCUGCCCUAGAGCAAGCACCCUGCUUCCUCCUGCCACAGUCUCCUGUAGGUGGAAGUCCCGGCCAGUCACAGCUUCAUCUAUAUCACACAAGCGGUUUGUCCCCGUCAGCGUCCCAGUCGCACUGCAGCAUUUCCAAGGUGGCAUCCCCAAGCUCACUGUCUCCGGUCACACCAGCUAAGCAGAGAAGGGACAGUAGCGUUCUCACAUCAUUGAAAGAACCAGGCCACCAGAAAGGCAAACGAAGCAGAAAUAGGGGCAUCCUGACUUCCCCAGCAAAGUCUCCACCCAUUGACCUGACCCAGUCCGUACCUGAUCACUUGAGUCCCAGGUCCCAGAAUCCUCUGUGUCACGUGAAGAAAGAGGACGAGGUUAUCCUUUUACUGGAUUCAGAUGAGGAGCUGGAACUAGAGCACAGCAAGACAAAGUUAAUUUCUAAAGAGUCCCCAGAAGGAAGGAGAAUUCUAGAAGUUAGCCCCAGUUCCUCUGAACUGUUUUCAGUCAUCGAUGUUGAUGAAGAGCAUUUCCAAAGCCCACCAAAGAGAGAAGCCGGGCUACAGAGGGAAGAGGAGGAACAGCUGGAAAGCCAGGCCACCCUGCAAAGCAGAGCGAUCCCCUGGCUGUUCUGCAGCCAGAAGAACAGCCUGGAGGAGGACAGCACUACAGACACCUCCUGGCUGGUGCCUGCCACUCCGGGGCCCUGCCAGAGCCGUGAUUGCUCAUCACAGACCCAAAUCUUAAGCCUUAAGGCCAGGAGCCCACCAGACGAGACUGUCCAGCACACACCCAGGCCUUCCAUAGAUUGCAGGACUGUGCAAGAAGCAUCCCAGAAUCUCUCAGUGAUCAUGCCACAUAAACUGCCUGUUACUCAAGGACCUCCCGACAGUGGGAGACUGGCCUACAGAAGCCCUUCCCAUCCUUAUCCUAGGUGCCACAAACAUUCUUCUCUACAGCCAUGUCCUACCCCCAAUUUUGCCAGGUUGCCCCCGAAAAUCUCAUCGCCUGGGCCAUGCCUGCCAGACCAGGCUGCAGCUGAUGAAGUAGUAGAAGUUGGGGACAGUGAUGAUGAGCAGGAGGUGGCUUCCCAUCAAGGAACCAGCAGCCCUGUGCUAGAUGGUGACCCCCCAGUUCCCAUGGGUGACUGCUGUUGGCAUGAUGAGCCCCUCUCACCAAUUCCAAUUGACCACUUGAAUCUAGAGCGGACUGGCCCCCUGACCACAAGCAGCCCCGGCCGUCAGUCCCAGGAGGCUCUUCAUAGUCGUGAUUGCCACUCCCCAGGACUCCUGGGCACCACUCCGAUCCGAGGGCGCUAUGGUGCCCUGAGAGGGUCUCCUGAGCAGUCUUCACACACUGCCUCUCCAGGGAACAGCAAGCUGAGCUUCAUGAGCCGGGCUCUGUGGGACGACUGGGGUGAGGAAGAGCAACACUCUCCAGAGGCUCCACCUGUGGCCCAAAUUCUGAGCACCAGAGCUUGCAAGCCAGGCAGCCCAGAGACACCAAAAGGUGCUAACCGGAAAAAGAACUUGCCUCCUAAAGUGCCUAUAACUCCAAUGCCAAGGUAUUCAAUCAUGGAGACCCCAGUGCUGAAGAAAGAACUGGACAGGUUUGGAGUCCGUGCUCUGCCCAAACGCCAGAUGGUACUAAAACUGAAGGAGAUUUUCCAGUACACUCACCAGACUAUGGAGUCAGACUCGGAGAAUGAGAUCCAGUCCUCCCAGGUGCCCCCGGAGGUACCUUGCAGCCAGGCCCCUCCCAUUGAGACCUUCAAGCCUUCAAGGUUGCCAGCUGGGGAGCCGCCUUCAGGCCCUGAUGGGGAUGCCUCACUCCCAGCCUCCCAGGAAUCCUUGGCUACCUCUGUGGAUGGCAGUGACAAAUCCUUUAGCUCUCAAAGUUCCUCCUGUGAGUUUGGAGCUGCCUUAGAGUCUGCAGGUGGAGAGAAGGACGAAGAGGAGGGGGUCAGUGCGUCACAAGUUGCCCUCCAGGCCGCAGACACGGAGGAGGCCGUGAGACGCUACGUCUGCUCCCAGCCUGCCCUGUAUAGGAAGGUACUGACGUACCAGCCUCUUGAGCUGGCCGAGCUACAGGCAGAGCUGAAGCAGGAGGGCAUCCCUGUGGCCAUGGGCAAGCUGCUGGACAUCCUCGAUGCACAGUGUGUCACCUUUACAACUGCUGCAGCCCGAAAGGAGAAGCAGAAACAGAAGAGACGGCAGCCCCUGGGCAGAAAGAAAAAGGACCAGAAAUGACAGGCUUUCUGCCAGAGGGCCUGGACACCCAGUGCAAGUCAGGCCUCUGUGGGUAUGUCUCAAUAUCAGCCUGCGUCUCUGUAAAGGACAACAUCCCCAGCAUACUCUUUCUGUCCUGGGCUCUACCAACUCUAUGUGUCACCCCUGGAUUUCCAUCCAGGUCCCCCCCCCCAGUCAGUGCCAGUCCCCCCCACCUUGGCCCAAGCAGGAUCCUGUCUUAUGUGUUCUGAGAGGCAGUGGGCCAUACCAGCUGACCAGGGCAAGAGCCAAGCCUUCUUCACUUGCCAUUCUGUGUCUACUACACCCAAGCACAGCUGUCCUAGUAGUAUAUUGUGAGAUGAUCAUAAGGCCCAGCCUGCCUUCUCAGCAUUUGAGCCACCCCAGCCACCCCAGGGCAGCCUGCACCACUCCUUCACAGGUGCUCUUCUGACCUAGUGCCUGCCCAGAUACUUGUCACCGUCACCAGCAUUUUCUAAGCAGGACUAUGAAUAAGGCCCAGCACAGCUAUGAAGACCCCCUUCCCACCUCCAAAAGUAAGCAUUGCUGUUUGUGGGCUCCUCCCAUGUGUGUUAAGCCUCCUUGACCCGGGAGCAGUGUGGAUCCUGGGGAGGGCCAGAAAAGAAGUUUGGGUUUCCAUAGCCUGCAAAUAUCCUUGUCUGUUUUAAAUACAGUGAAGUUGUUUUAUAUGAGUGCAAUAAAAAACAAGGCUUUAUUUAAAAUAAACAAACAAAUAAAUCUAGAUGUUC
Molecule: messenger RNA, 5905 nt
Organism: Phodopus roborovskii (desert hamster)
Lineage: Eukaryota; Metazoa; Chordata; Mammalia; Rodentia; Cricetidae
Gene: Slx4
Product: SLX4 structure-specific endonuclease subunit
Exons: 15
Coding region: 108-5159 (1683 amino acids)
Biological process (GO): resolution of meiotic recombination intermediates; interstrand cross-link repair; DNA replication
Cellular component (GO): nucleus; Slx1-Slx4 complex
Molecular function (GO): enzyme binding; DNA binding
Source: RefSeq, a predicted model, not a curated record